GAUAUUAAUUCCAUUUCAUAAUUAUUAUUAUUGUUAUAUAGCCCAACAUUCACACUCAUCUUCCUCACAGGCUUCAACGUGUAGGUAAAGAAAGCCAAAAAAAAAAAACAAUAGCAAUGGACUCUGUUUCUUCCUCUGCCUUCCUCUCCACAUUAUCUCCUAAACCCUCUCUGCUUCGUCACCGCCCAUCUUCCUCUCGUCUUCUCCUCCGUAUCAACUCCUCCGUCGUCGAAAACAAUGGCCCUCCUCCGAGCAAACCUAAGAAACUCUACACCACAGCAGUUCCAUCUCCGGCAAAACUCCGACCAGAAACGAAUAUCGUAACAGCUCUCUUCACCACCGUCGAAGACAUCAUCAACACGUUCAUCGAUCCACCGUCACGUCCUUCCGUUGAUCCAAAACACGUUCUCUCCAAUAACUUCGCUCCCGUCCUCGACGAGCUCCCUCCAACAGAAUGUGACAUCAUCCACGGCUCUCUUCCACCGUCUCUUGACGGCGCUUACAUCCGUAACGGCCCUAACCCACAGUUUCUCCCUCGUGGUCCUUACCACCUAUUCGACGGUGACGGCAUGCUUCACGCGAUCCGUAUCCGUAACGGCAAAGCCACGCUCUGUAGCAGAUACGUCAAGACUUAUAAGUACAACGUCGAGAACAAGAACGGAGCUCCGUUGAUCCCUAACGUGUUCUCCGGAUUUAACGGCGUGCCGGCUUCUCUUGCUCGCGGAGCUUUGACGGCGUUUAGGGUUUUAGCUGGACAGUAUAAUCCGGUUAACGGUAUUGGUUUGGCUAACACGAGUCUAGCUUUCUUCUGUAACCGUCUCUUCGCUUUAGGAGAAUCUGAUUUACCGUACGCCGUGCGAUUAACGGACACUGGAGAUAUCGAAACGAUCGGACGAUUCGAUUUCGGCGGGAAGUUAGCGAUGAGCAUGACAGCUCACCCGAAAACCGAUCCUCAAACCGGAGAAACGUUCGCUUUCCGGUACGGUCCGGUUCCACCGUUUUUAACGUUUUUCCGGUUUGAUCCAACCGGGAAUAAACAAAGAGACGUUCCGGUUAACUCCUUGACGUCUCCAUCCCUCGUUCACGACUUCGCGAUCACGAAGAGGCACGCGAUCUUCGCGGAGAUUCAGAUUGUGAUGAGAUUGGUGCUCGAGGGGGGAUCUCCGGUUGGCGCGGACAACCGGAAGACGCCGCGGCUCGGAGUGAUUCCUCGUUACGCCGGCGAUGAUUCGGAGAUGAAAUGGUUCGAGGUUCCAGGAUUCAACAUCAUCCACGCGAUCAAUGCUUGGGACGAAGACGACGGAAACACCGUCGUUUUGAUCGCUCCGAACGUUCUGUCGAUCGAGCACGCCAUAGAGAGGAUGGAUCUCGUCCACUCUCUGGUGGAGAAGGUGAAGAUCGAUCUCGUCAACGGAAUCGUGACGCGUCAUCCGAUCUCCGCGAGGAACCUCGAUUUCGCGGUGAUCAAUCCGGCGUUCGUCGGGAGACGGAGCCGGUACGUGUACGCGGCGAUCGGGGAUCCGAUGCCGAAGAUCUCCGGAGUGGUGAAGCUCGACGUGAGUAAAGGAGAUCGGGAUGACUGCACGGUGGCGGCGCGUAGGAUGUACGGUCCAGGUUGUUACGGCGGCGAACCGUUUUUCGUAGCGAGGGAUCCUGGUGAUGCGGAGGCAGAGGAGGAUGACGGUUACGUGGUGACGUAUGUUCACGAUGAGGAGGCUGGAGUUUCCAAGUUUAUAGUGAUGGACGCGAAGUCGCCGGAGCUUGAAAUUGUCGCGGCCGUGAGGUUGCCGCGAAGGGUUCCGUACGGAUUCCACGGACUAUUUGUAAAGGAGAGUGACAUUAGUAAGCUCUGACUAUAGUUUCUAGGUGAAUAAAUCUAAGGAUUAAGUGAUGUUUAAUGGAGACAAAGCACGAAUAUGCUGUAACUGAAAGUAAAAUUUAUGAAUACUAUGAAUGGAAGGAACUAGAAAAAAACGAAACCAUUGCACAAGUUAACCAUUAGGGUUGGUUAAGAAUGCAUUGAAUGGAAAUCAAACUAAUACUGUAUAUGCAAAAAAUCUAACCCAUAG
This is a messenger RNA of Raphanus sativus (radish), 2069 nucleotides long. RefSeq names its product probable carotenoid cleavage dioxygenase 4, chloroplastic. The record is from RefSeq and is a predicted model, not a curated record. The transcript has a single exon. Lineage: Eukaryota; Viridiplantae; Streptophyta; Magnoliopsida; Brassicales; Brassicaceae. The coding region runs from base 117 to 1853 and encodes 578 amino acids. Gene Ontology annotation, biological process: carotene catabolic process. Gene Ontology annotation, cellular component: chloroplast stroma. Gene Ontology annotation, molecular function: carotenoid dioxygenase activity.